CUAGCCCUCCCUCUUUCUCUCUUCCAUACAUCAUAUGUGAUCAGUGUGGUUUGUUUGUGUGUGAGUGUCUGUGUUCAUCACAUGUAUCUAGUAGAUCACUAAGAGAUGUGUCUGUGUUUCUCUCAGUUGAUUGGCUGUCAAGUCCGCAGGGAUCCAGAGGGAUCUACUGAGCGCUACACACGCUGGAUCAACAACAUCAGCCAGGAUCAACUCAGCACCCAGGUGUACACCUCUCACGGCCCUACGGUCAUCAUGCCAACAUGGUUCUGCUCCAGGGAUUGGUUCCAGCGGGUCGGAACCUUUGACGAGGGCGGCAAGGGAGUUCCAGAGGAUCUGUUGUGGUUCUAUCAGAGUGUUGGUCAGGGAGGAGGUGUGGUCAGAGUGGACCAGUGUUUACUAGUCUACCGCUACCAUCAACAAGCUGCUACACACUCUGUCCUGGAGGAAACCAUUUGGAACCUCCGUGUGGCCUUCCUCCAUGAGAGAGUUAUCAACCAAUGGGAAUCCUUCACCAUAUGGAAUGCUGGGAAACAGGGCCGGAAACUAUACCGCUGCCUCAGUUCCUUCAAUCAGAAGAAGGUUCGAGCGUUCUGCGACGUGGACGAGAAUAAGAUCAAGAAAGGCUUCUACACCUAUGAGGAGUCCAAGGAGAGGCCCAAGCCUCAGAUCCCUGUAAUGCACUACAGAGAUGCGUCUCCACCCUACAUCAUCUGUGUCAAGCUGGACAUGACCGGAGGAGUGUUUGAGGAAAACCUGAAGUCUCUCCAUCUGGAAGAAGGAGUUGACUACUACCACUUCAACUAACACUCUGGGAUGUAGAGAUGGAGAGGAGGGGAGUUGACUACUACCACUUCAACUAACACUCUGGGAUGUAGAGAUGGAGAGGAGAGGAGUUGACUACUACCACUUCAACUAACACUCUGGGAUGUAGAGAUGGAGAGGAGAGGAGUUGACUACUACCACUUCAACUAACACUCUGGGAUGUAGAGAUGGAGAGGAGGGGAGUUGACUACUACCACUUCAACUAACACUCUGGGAUGUAGAGAUGGAGAGGAGAGGAGUUGACUACUACCACUUCAACUAACACUCUGGGAUGUAGAGAUGGAGAGGAGAGGAGUUGACUACUACCACUUCAACUAACACUCUGGGAUGGAGAGACAGAGGGAUGGAGGUGGGGGGGGGGGUGAGUGUUUGAGGGUUGGAUGCUGAGAAGGAUAGAUGGACUAUGACAGUCAUCUGGUGCGCCUGCUUGCUGUCUAGUUAGUAUAAUAUGUGUGGCAGCAUGUCCAUGUUGAUCGUGGAGAUAAAUCACAAAUACAAACGUUUCCAAUCA
Messenger RNA from Oncorhynchus gorbuscha (pink salmon), 1333 nucleotides. Its product is annotated as UDP-GlcNAc:betaGal beta-1,3-N-acetylglucosaminyltransferase-like protein 1. Lineage: Eukaryota; Metazoa; Chordata; Actinopteri; Salmoniformes; Salmonidae. The transcript has 7 exons. Bases 106 to 804 code for a protein of 232 amino acids. The record is from RefSeq and is a predicted model, not a curated record.